GCUGCCCUGCCUUCUGGAAAGCGUGAGAGGAGCGAGCACACACGCCUCCCUCUCCUCCUCGUCAAAUGAGAAGAGAACAGAUGGUCGGGUAAAAGUGGAGAAGUAGGGGCGUGAAGAAUGAAGGAAGGGGCAGAACACACCCCUCAAGUCAUCUCGAUGUGGCUGAUAAUGAGAGCGUCUGUUCAUACAUGUUCCUUCACCUGGAGGAAUCACCAUUUACAUCACAAGAAAAGAAAGUGGUGGCAAAGACAGCUGCUAUAACAUGAUGCAGUGUGUGGCUGCUGGGCAUCACAUUGUAGCUCUGGCCAACCUUCGCCCUGCCCACAAAGAUGAGCUGGACAGUUACAUGUACCAAACGGUGGGCCACCAGGCCAUCGAGCUGUUCGCCGAAGCCAUGGAUUUGCCGCUUUACCGACGCACCAUCCAGGGCUCGAGCUUGGACACCAGCAGAGAUUAUCGGGAGACCGAGGGAGACGAGGUGGAGGAUCUUUAUCAGCUUCUGCGCCUUGUCAAGGAAAAGGAGGGUGUCGACGCUGUGUCGGCGGGGGCCAUUCUUUCUGAUUACCAGCGGGUCCGUGUUGAAAACGUGUGUUUGCGUCUUGGUUUGCACCCGCUGGCCUACCUGUGGCGCCGAGACCAGGAGUCGCUCCUCUCGGAGAUGAUAUCAUCUGACGUCCACGCCAUACUCAUCAAAGUCGCCGCCUUCGGCCUGGAUCCUGACAAGCACCUGGGAAAGUCUCUGGCUGACAUGGCGCCCUACCUCAAACAGCUCUCCCAGAAGUACGGUGUCCAUAUUUGUGGAGAAGGAGGAGAAUAUGAAACUUUAACUCUCGAUUGCCCCCUCUUCAAAAAGAAGCUCGUCAUCGAUGCCUCUGAGACAGUGAUCCACUCCGCAGAUGCGUUCGCUCCGGUCGGCUACCUGCGAUUCAGCGCCAUGCACGCGGAAAUGAAAGCCACCGAUGCGGCGGCGCGCGAUGUGGCCCGCGCUCGUUGUCCUUGCCAGCGCGCCAUUGACAAGAUGACGGAGGAGGCGAAAUAUGCUGAUGGAGCCGGAGACGACCACCGUCACCGGCGACAAUUUACAUCAGACGCUGACCUUAGUUGUCAGCCGGGCCACGUGCUCCCCACAGAUGUGCCUCCAUCCUGCUCUUCCAGAACUUCACAAGGAUAUCAGUGGAUUUCUGGCAUCCACGGGCUGCAGAGCCAAGACACCGGGAUCCGCGCACAGACUGCGGCAGCUUUCGCAUGCUUGCAAAGUGAGCUGGACAACAGAGGCUGGAACAUGAAGGACAUUGUCCUUGUUCACCUGUAUGUCAGCAGCAUGGAGGACUUUGGUCCACUCAACACGGUCUAUCAGAACCACUUCACCACGAGCCCUCCUGCCAGGGUGUGUGUCCAGGCCUCGCUGCCCACCGGCCAGCUUCUGCAGAUGGACUGUCUCCUGCACAAGCGGACCGAGCCGGCCGCAGAGGACCGCUUUCAUCGGAGAGAAGCGCUGCACGUGCAGAGUCUUUCUCACUGGGCCCCGGCCAACAUCGGGCCCUACAGCCAAGCCCUCAGGGUCGACGAUGCAGUGUUUUGCGCAGGCCAGAUUGCACUGGUCCCUUGUACCCUGCAGCUGGUGAAGGCGGGCACCCGCACGCAGGCCAUCCUGUCUUUCAGCCACACCCAGAAGGUUCUGGAGGCAGCGAUCGGCAGCUUGACUCUGGCCCACGUGGUCCAGGCCCACUGCUACGCCACCAGAUUCCAGGACGUCGCCGUUAUCCAGGCUGCGUGGGAAAGCGUGCUUGAGGUGACUGACGAAGACCAGGAUCUACUUGUUGGGCCUGACGGCAACCCUCCUCCAUCAUUAGUGGUGGUGGUCGUACCCGCUUUACCUAAAAGUGCUGCUGUUGAGCUCCACGUCACCGCCAUCCAGGAUGACCCCAGCCAAAGGACUUCCUGUCACAUGACCACAACGUUGCGGCACAGCCGCAUUGAGUGCCACGUUCUAACAUCUGCCGACCGAAGCGCCGCCUCGCUGUCCCUACGCUUGGCGGUGAUCGAUCCUGCGGUCACCGAGGACGCGCGGGAGGUCACGGCUGCGAUCUGCUCGGCGUUUGAAAAAGCCCUGGAGAAGACGGAGGCUGAGCUGGUGCCGCUGUGCGCCCGGGUGUUCUACAAGUGCCAUCAUAUGCUGGCGAAGCAAGUCACUGAAGGACUUGAAGAUUCUUUGAAAAAUCUCCUGGGGGACUCCAGUCCUUCCGUGGCUCUGGUUCCAGUCCUGGCCUUGCCCGGUUCCAACAUCCUCCACCUGUCCUGUUGGCUGAGCUUCUAGAACAAACCCUUGGGCCAUGCACAAUACCGGAGUUUGGCUAUCAGGUUUUGUUGAUGGAUUUACACAAGUAUGGGAUUGGUGUUAAGGUCUUGAAAUACUGUUGGCCCAGAAGUAUUGGAGCAGUGACUGAGUUUUAAGGUUGUUUGCCUUCAUACUUUGGAAUCAAACUACAGGGUCAACAUGACCCGAUUAUGGGCGGAAUAUUCACUAAUAUACUUGCCAGAAUUACGAAUAUGAACAUUUUUAAAGUUGAUUGCCUUUCCUAUGUGAUACAUUCUCCCCCUUGCUCUCCUCUCUCUUCUUUUUGUCAUUGUAAAUAUUUUUUUGGAUGAAAAAAAACCCAAAGUAUUUUGUUUGUCAUUACUCUGUGAAUAACAGAUCUUCUACAUUUUGUGCCUUGGUUCUAAAACCCAACACCUGACAGACUCGGCCCCUGUAAUGCCUCUCCCCCUAAUGCACUGUACCAGCUUCACUUUCCAGCACCCUGAAAGCCAGGAUUGAAUAUACCGUCAAUUCCCGAACUACAGAGCGCACCUGGUUAUAAGCCUCACCCGGUACAUUUGUCAAGGAAAUACCAUUUGGUACCUACGUACGUACGCACGCCGCAACUGUGUAAAAGCCGCAAGUGCCCACAUUGAAACCCACAUUUUAACACGAGAUAUUUACAAAGAAACACGGUACACAGAGUUUAACGCUAGCGGCAAUGUGCUAACGCUAGCACUGCGCUAACAGUGCCAGUUAAAAAAAAAAACAUACCGGUAAAAAUCACUGAGACACGGCAGUAACACGCGACCGCAGCGCUAACAGGGCCGGACCGGUAAAAGUCACUUCCCCGCCACAUAUAUUCCACCAGUCUCAGUCUUACCUUUUCUGCUCGAGUGGCCCCUUGCGGCCAUUAGAAAAAAAUGCCCAAAUUAGCCGCAUCACUGGAUAAGCAGCAGAGUUGAAUGCGUGUGAAAAACGUCGUGGGUUAUAGGCCGGAAAUUGCAGUACAAAUUUGGAUAAUAGUGUUGGGAACAUGAUUGUUGAUUUGUGUAAAAUAAAAUAUAGCAUAACCACAUUUUUCACUUGUAUCAUGUUUCGUCCUGUAAGCAAAAGAAGGGCUUUUUUGUAAUAACUUUAUGUUCAAACCAGUGGGAAAAGGCACCAGGCUAGUACCUGUUCGUUAUCUUAGCAACCAAUGGCGAAUGUGGACACGCUUGCACCAGGGCCCACAUCGUCCUUUUGCCGCCCUGUGGUGGACGCCACAAAAAUCCAAUGUAGUGCGCAAACGGCUUUGUAACCUACUUUUGAUGGUUUUCAAUCACCAAAUUCUCUUGAGGAACCUGUCUUCUGUUUUUUUGGGUGAAAAACAACAAUUUGUUAUUAUUGUGCUCAGGACAAAGCAAAACAGUAUUGCUUCGACGCCAUCCGGUGGAAACUUGUUGACAAAAAAAAAAAACAUUUGAAGUGCGUUAAGGAGCUUCAAUUAGACAAAAGUAUCUCUUUGCUUCCAUCUGUGGCAAUUAAUACAACAAUUUACUUUAACUAAAAUUGCAGAGAUGGCCAAAAAUGGCUAUAUCGAAAAUGUAGUCGGAUCAAAUAAAGGCUUUUUGGCCAUUCCGGAACAAAUCCCAGCGCGAAAGACGAAGGUUCUACCAAAGGAAUCCUCUAUGACAGGGGUUUCAAACUCAUUUUUCCCGCGGGGCACAUUGUGGUUCCGGUUUCCCUCAGAGCACCGUUAUGUAUGUGAAACAAUACAAAUAUGUAAUCGUCUCAUCGUAUUUACAUCAUCAAUUUAUGGUCUCCUUUUGGAAUCAGAAAUCAACGCUGAUGUGUGUUUCAACCGUUCGUGUUUGGUAACACAAAAAUGCUUGUAAUAGCUCAACUUGAUCAUUUAUGAUGCGUGACAAUUUGACAUGUUUGUGCAGAAUUUUACGAGAAUAAUUGAAAUUGACACUCUCGAUUUGGCUUCGCGGGCCACAUGACAUCAUGAGGUGGGCCCUCAGGCUUUAACUUUGACACCAGUGCUCUAUGACUUUGUUCACUUAGCACACUUGCUAGCUAACACCUAUAAACCCAUAUACUGUAGACGUCGUAAAGCAACAGAUUUACUUUGCGUUCUACCAGCUUGUGUCUGUCGGGGUGAGUGUGUGUCUCCCUCUCGUGCUCCGCGGGACUGGAGGUGUGUUAUUAUUGUGUAAUAGGCAAUCAGCAGCAGGCACCCGAAAAGAUUAAGCCUCUUUAUGUUUUCCAUUGAUUCUAAGGCGGCCUGGUUAAUAGGAGAGGGACUUCAGCUCACACUGCUGCAGGCAAGGAAUUAAGCCCGUGUGUGUCUGUGUGUACGUGCGUGCAGAGAAAAUAACACUAUUAACGCUCCUGGAACAUUUCUUUUCUCAAAGAUCAUGAACCGUAUUGAUGAACCCGAGUUGGAAUUCAUCUUCACUCCGCCAAUUCUAUCCCCGACGCGCCCGAGACGGCGGCGGGAAUCGGGCCCGCGUAUCGAUCCUGGACCCCGCCUCGCCGUUGUUUUGAUUGUCGCGAUCAAAAAUUGAACAAUGGAGGCAGCCAACGGAGCCUGGAGAUUUUUCUUUUAUUGCGGGUUGAACAACGCAAACAAGCAAUUCUUUAUGAGCGAGCGAGGGUAAUGUUCUAUGAGCGUGUAGCUGUUUAUUAUUAAAGGGGUGUGUGUCUAGAAAUAGAUUUUCUUAUUAUUGAUACGACCAUCAAAUCAUCCUUUCAUCAUCUACACAAACUCGAUCAAUGUGGACAAUCUCAGGAUGUUACAAUUUCUUAAUGGGAUUUAGAAUGGAUUAUUUUUUUUUUUUUUUAAAUUUCAGUAAAAUUAUGACGGUGGAGUUUGUUGCUCGUUUCUAUGCAUUUAUUAUCGCUAUCCAACGUUAUCGUUCGUAAACUCGCUGGCCAGCGUACUGAGGACAAAUGAUUGUUUCCACAUUUGUCGCCAUGAUGGACGGUGUCUAAAGUUUGACUUGGCUAUCAAUGAUUAGUAUUAUCGAGUUAGCAUAAGCUGUUUUUUUUUUUUGGGGGGGGGUGUAGCAUCAUCAGGUUAGAAUUAUUUAGUUAUUGUCACCUGGUUAUGAUUAAUAUCAGCCAGUUCGUGUCAUCUAGUUUGCAUGAAUGAUUCAAAUCAUAUGGUUAGCAUCACUAAUUAGCAUGAUCCGGUUAGCAUUAGCCAGUCUGUGUCAUCUGGUUAACAAUUAUUAGGUGUUGUUGAUGGGAUUUACAAUACAAAGUUUAAAAAAAAAAAAAAGCUUUUAUUGAAAAUGAUGAUGGCAAUGGAUGUCCCUUCAUUCUUUUGCUCCAACUCGAUAUUCGGUCAAAAAACACGCUUUUAUCGUCACUAUGAACAGUCUCGGAGCUUCUUUGAGUUGUCUGUGGGAUUUACGAAGUUAACCCUUUGAAAGAAAACGUUGAUGGCAGUGGAGUUGAGUAUUUAUCGAUAUGCGUUCAUUCUUGUUAUCCUGUCAUUUUGGAUGCAUGUACUGUUAAAUAUGAUAUUGUCUUCUAAUAUUACAUUAAUAAACUCUGGAACCUGUAA
This is a messenger RNA of Syngnathoides biaculeatus (alligator pipefish), 5855 nucleotides long. RefSeq names its product diphthamine biosynthesis 6 (gene dph6). The transcript is spliced from 17 exons. Gene Ontology annotation, molecular function: diphthine-ammonia ligase activity. The record is from RefSeq and is a predicted model, not a curated record. Bases 263 to 2317 code for a protein of 684 amino acids. Gene Ontology annotation, biological process: protein histidyl modification to diphthamide. Lineage: Eukaryota; Metazoa; Chordata; Actinopteri; Syngnathiformes; Syngnathidae.